Mytilinidion resinicola is the source of this 1143-nucleotide messenger RNA. RefSeq names its product acid protease. The transcript has 2 exons. Gene Ontology annotation, molecular function: aspartic-type endopeptidase activity. Gene Ontology annotation, biological process: proteolysis. Gene Ontology annotation, cellular component: fungal-type vacuole. The coding region runs from base 1 to 1041 and encodes 346 amino acids. The record is from RefSeq and is a predicted model, not a curated record. NCBI's taxonomy places the organism in Eukaryota, Fungi, Ascomycota, Dothideomycetes, Mytilinidiales, Mytilinidiaceae.
AUGCAAUACUUCAUCACUAUGCACAUCGGCAACCCCCCACAGCCCCUCCGCGCUCUUAUCGACAUCUCCUGGUCCAAGGCCUUCGCCUUUUCCACCGAGUGCGCCGACGAGCCCUGUCUAAACCACUCCCGCUACAGCGCCGACGCCUCAAAAACCCACAGCUGCGACGAAACUCGCACGCAGUUCAUCUACACCGGCCUCCGCGCAGCCGGCCAUCUGAGCAAAGACACCCUCACCAUCGCGGGCGUCGAAAUCAAGAACCAGUUGUUCCACGAGCUCGACCGCGUGAAAAGCGUGCCGACGACCUUCUGGCGGCGUGAGUUCGAUUCGGUCCUCGGCCUGGCGCCGCCGGACGAGGCGUGGUCGUUGCUUGGGAACGGGAGCCCGUUUGCGGGUAUGGUGGCGCAGGGGCUUCUUCCGAGGAAUGUUGUUUCGAUUGGCCUGGGGCGCACGGAGGGGGGCGUUGAGGUUCCGGGGGAGAUCACGUUUGGGGGUGUUAAUUUGAAGAUGUUUGAGGGCGAGGUGGUUGAAGGCCCGCUGUCGAAUGUUACGGACGGGGAACCGGGGAGCGAUGAUCCUUUUGAGGUAGGGCCGCCGCUUCUGAAUGGGACGUGGCGUGUGGAAGCGCGUGGCCUGUCAUGGGGGGCUGGUAAGGACGAGUCUGUGGAUUUGACGGGGUUCACGGCGCGGCUGGAUACUGCGGAGCCGUUUAUUUGGCUUCCGGAGGCCGCGUUUGUGAAGUUGAGAGAGGUUAUACGACCGGAGCAGAUUUCUGACUGGCCUAAUUCUGUGAACUGCGAGAAGGUGAGCGAGCUUCCGGAGUUGGUGUUUAACCUUGGGGGCCAUGAGUUCGUGCUAAGCCCUUUUGAUUAUACGCUGGAAAUGGAGUUUGAAGAUCUGGGGGUCAGAUGCGUGGUUGGGUGGCAGCCGUGGGUCAAGCAGGAUAGGGAUGAGAAGGACUUUAUUGUGCUGGUGGCACACGCAAAGUAUAAGGCGGGUACAUGGCUGAUAGAUGGUAUGCUACAGCAACAGGAGCUGUGAGGAUGCUUUCGGGUUAGUUCUCAAUCUCAAAAAGUUAUACCGCAUUUCCACACCUAUAUACACUUCCUGAUGUAAGAUUGAGUUUUUUAUUGAAAAUGCUGC